Molecule: messenger RNA, 1624 nt
Organism: Lates calcarifer (barramundi perch)
Lineage: Eukaryota; Metazoa; Chordata; Actinopteri; Centropomidae
Gene: rcl1
Product: RNA terminal phosphate cyclase-like 1
Exons: 9
Coding region: 84-1202 (372 amino acids)
Biological process (GO): ribosome biogenesis; endonucleolytic cleavage of tricistronic rRNA transcript (SSU-rRNA, 5.8S rRNA, LSU-rRNA)
Cellular component (GO): nucleolus
Molecular function (GO): RNA endonuclease activity
Source: RefSeq, a predicted model, not a curated record
CUCUGCCGUAACCUCGCCUCCUCCCAACGUCUUCCUGGACAAACACACGUGGAUUUCCACUGACGCCAGGCAGAAACAAAAACAUGGCAAGUCAGGGACUCGUUUACGACGGCUGCAAUUUCUUCAGACAGCGGCUGGUUUUGUCCACACUCAGCGGGAAGCGUGUUAAAAUCAAGAACAUAAGGUCUAAAGAUGACGACCCGGGGCUCCGAGAUUUUGAGGCCAGCUUCAUCAGACUGUUAGACAAAGUGACCAAUGGCUCCAGAAUAGAGAUUAACCAGACAGGUACUGUGUUAUUCUAUCAGCCUGGCCUGUUGUACGGAGGGUCUGUCGAACAUGACUGUAACCAGCAGCGCUCGAUCGGUUACUACCUGGAAGCCCUGCUCAUGCUGGCUCCAUUUAUGAAGACCUCCCUGAAGGCCACUUUGAGGGGCGUCACCAAUGACCCAGUUGAUCCGACGGUCGAUCUGCUAAAGUCCACAGCCCUUCCUGUGAUGAAGAAGUUUGGUAUUGGUGGGGAUGGCUUUGAGCUUAAGGUGGUGAAGAGGGGUAUGGCACCGGGUGGUGGCGGAGAGGUAGUUUUCACAUGUCCUGUCUGUCGGACCAUGAGGCCGGUCCAGCUAACUGACCCAGGAAAGAUCAAGAGGAUCAGAGGAGUGGCAUAUUCGGUGAGAGUUUCUCCUCAGAUGGCGAACAGGAUAGUGGAGUCUGCCAGGGGCGUCCUCAACCAGUUCCUUCCAGACAUCUACAUCCACACCGACCACAUGAAAGGAGCCAACUCGGGCAAGUCUCCAGGUUUUGGCCUGACAUUAGUGGCUGAGACGCUGAACGGCUUCUUCCUUAGUGCUGAGAUGUCGUCCACACCGCAGGGGCAGGGAAACCCCGUACUGCCUGAGGACCUCGGUAGGAACUGUGCCAAGCUACUUUUGGAGGAGAUACACCGGGGUGGCUGCGUGGAUUCAUCCAAUCAGAGCCUGGCGCUACUCUUGAUGACCCUUGGCCAACAGGACGUGUCGAAGGUUCUGCUUGGACCCCUCUCCCCAUACACGAUCGAGUUCCUCAGACACAUUAGAGAUUUCUUCCAGAUCAUGUUCAAGAUCGAGGUCCAGAAGCCUUUUGAGGACGAAAGGAAAGGAGGAGACAAGGUCCUGAUGACCUGUGUAGGAGUUGGUUACAGCAACAUAAACAAAACUCUUAAAUAAAAUAAGUUUUUUUUUUUUAAUAUAAAUGACACUGUGUCAUCUUCUAUCCCUGCUCACUCACAUCCCAUAGGAGAAUAUAGUAUUUUUAUUUUGUUAAACAUGAAGGUUAUGACACUGGCUGUUUGUAUGUUUCCAACUUUUAAGUUGUUUGUGUUACAAUAUACCAGAAGAUAAAAUAUUUAGUAAGAAAUCUGCAGUUAUAGCAGUCACAUGAAAUACAUUCAACAGCAUCUUCGUAUCCAUGAAUAUCAGCUUCUUCACCCAGCAUGCAUGAUGCUGUGGUUAAAACAUCAAAGUCUGGUUGCACAUUACUGGAAUUCCACAUUUAAAAAGCACUUCUAGAUGGUUAGUUCCAGUCAUCGUCAGGGCUAGGUUCAGGAGAAUGUAUCAGUAUGAAUCUAAUAAAAAGGUCAUGGACUGGU